AUGGAUCUGGAGCUCCCUCGGCUGCAGCGAACCGGAUCAGUCCCGGGGGCCCGGUUCCCAUGCGGCCCCGCUAGCUGCUGCUCCCCGGUGCCUCCGGGACACGGUACUGGGGCAACCGCCCCCCCCGGCCCGGCUAUCCCUGGUAUCUCGGCCGGACGCGUUGUGUCCUCCCCUCUACACACAGUUCCCGGUCCUCGCUAGAAGCGGGAAGGCCCCGAGCCACUCCGGGGGCGAGGAGGCCGGUGCCAGGCUGCGGGGGCGGGACUUGGCUGGGUUUGCCCAGGAUACCGGAGAUCCUGGUGCGCGGCCCCGGCAGCGGGCGAAGGCGGCUGCGCAACCGGGGAGCAAAGCGGCGGCCGGGACAGCCCGAGGAGUGUCAAGAAGGGGGGAGCUACAUCCCGUCCCCGCUGCGCCGGGGCACGGAGCGGGCAGACGGGCCCGCGGCCCUCUGCUGGGAUCUGCCGGAAGCAGCACCGACAGACAACACCGGGUCCGGAGGGUCCCUGGGCACGCAGCGCGGGGUGCUGCUUCCCCCAGCUCAUCCCUCAGCCUGGGCGAUGGAGCCGGAGGCCCCGGAACUCCCGGAGCCGCAGGACGAGCUCUCCGCGGGCAGCAGCUUCCCCAGCCCCCCCUUCCGGGGCUGGCGGCUCCCGGAGGAUGCCGACAGCAAAGCCGAGGAGUUGCUGCAACUGGUGGCGAACCCCGAUGAGGUCUGCGGCCUCGGGGGCCACAACCUCCCGUCCCCGGACGCCAAGCGCCCCGAGGACUCCACGCCCGUCCCCCUCUACGAGGUGGUUUGCGACCUCAGCGCCCCCCUGAACGGCGGCGUCGUCUCCAUUCAACUGGAGGACUGGCUGUGCCCUGCACUGCUCCCCAGCUCCUGCAUCAUCAAUGAGCUGCCCCUGCCGGGCCCCAGCCCCACAGUGAGUCCCCGAUGCCCCCCCACCGUGUGCCCCACACACCACGAGACAGCCCCAGCCCCACGGGGAGUCCCUUCAGCCUUCUCCACGUCCCCACGUGUUCCACUGCAUCAGCUUCGCCUGACGGAGGAGGAGAAGCGGCUGCUAGCACAGGAGGGAGUGACGCUGCCCGGUGCCCUGCCCCUCACCCAGGCUGAGGAGCGGAUCCUGAAGAAGGUGAGGAGGAAGAUCCGGAACAAGCGGUCAGCCCAGGACAGCCGGCGCAGGAAGAAGGAGUAUCUGGACGGGCUGGAGAAUAGGGUGGCUGCAUGCUCGGCCCAGAAUCAGGAACUCCGGAACAGAAUCCAGGAGCUGGAGAAGCUCAACGGGUCCCUGCUGAGGCAGCUGCAGGCACUGAUCAAGCAGACCUCCAACAAGGCUGCCCAGACCAGCACCUGUGCCCUGGUACGGUGGCACUGGCACAAGCAUCAUGAUGCACCCACCAGUGUCCCCCCAGCUACUGGCAGCACUCAGGGAUACUCAACCCCUGUCCCUCCCUGGCAGAUCCUGCUCCUAUCCUUGGGACUCAUCCUCUUCCCCAGCUACAGCCCCUUCCACUGGCAGCUGCAGGGCAGCCAGGCUGGAGAGCAGCCCACUGGAGUGUUCCCUGUUCCCACAGUGAUUUCCAGGCACAUCUUGACCCAGGGGGAGCUGCUGGGACCAGCUGGAGAAUCCCAGUUCCCUGUGCCAGGGUGGCUGUGGAUGGAGGAGCCAGGACCUGCAGCUGCCGUGGAGAAUGAAGCUGGGAAGGUGCAGAGGGAUGGGAGGCUCCUUCCCGGCAGGGAGCUGGGCACCAACUCUUCAGACCAGGCCACCCCAGGGGAAAUGGGAACAGCAAACCAGAGACAUGGGGACGAGAUGUGACAAGCAACUCCCCAGGAUGAGGAAGCAGUGGGGGGACACUCAGCUUAGCCCAGCCCAGGCAGGGAGUGCCAGAUGUGGCCCUUCAGUGAAUAAACCCAAGCCUGGUUUGCACCCCAAGACGUAUCAGAGGGCUGGUGCUGCCUGUGGUGGUGUUGUGAAGGCCAAGGACCCUCCCAAAACUCCAAGAGAGUGUGAGGCUGGCAGCAUAACCAUGUCACUUCUACUCUCCUGGGCACAAAUGCCAGCACUGCUCUGGUGACAACCACCAGGGUUUAUUACACAUCACACUCCCCAAGUGUCCCCAGCAGGGCACCCCUCAGCCAGCCCACAGCACACCCCGGUGGCAUCCAGGGCAGCUGCUGGCACAGUCCUGUGACCACGGAGCAAGGCAGGGC
Messenger RNA from Pogoniulus pusillus (Red-fronted tinkerbird), 2218 nucleotides. RefSeq names its product cAMP responsive element binding protein 3 like 4 (gene CREB3L4). Gene Ontology annotation, cellular component: nucleus. NCBI's taxonomy places the organism in Eukaryota, Metazoa, Chordata, Aves, Piciformes, Lybiidae. Gene Ontology annotation, molecular function: DNA-binding transcription factor activity, RNA polymerase II-specific; RNA polymerase II cis-regulatory region sequence-specific DNA binding. Bases 558 to 1823 code for a protein of 421 amino acids. The transcript is spliced from 7 exons. Gene Ontology annotation, biological process: regulation of transcription by RNA polymerase II. The record is from RefSeq and is a predicted model, not a curated record.